AUGAGAGGUAAACAGAUACAGAUUCAGCAGUAUCUGACUGAUGACACAGACUGGUGCCAAAUAUCACAGCGGCUGAAUCCGUACGAGGCACUGGUCCUUAACGACGUACGGAGCCAGUCUACAACGGGUGUAGAAAUGCAGCUCCUGCCCGUGAGGUCGGUUUUCAUCGACGGCAGACCAAGUAGAAACUACAUCUGGCGAGCUUCCAGCAUCGAGAUUGAUCAGAGCAACACGCAUCCAAGCGUGCUCAACGGCCUCGAUAGCGACGGCGAUGAGGACUGCGAAGAGGACUGCGAGGCGGAGGGCGAGGAGGAGGGCGAGGAGGAGCGGGAGGAGGGCGGGGAGUAUCUACGAGGGGCGGUCACCGACGAGGAGGCUGAGCCUGCAGACAGCACGCAUCUUCUCGAUCACCCCGACCGCGCGAUACCUGGAUCGCUCAGCGGGUCGCUAGGUCGGCCGAGGAACCGAGUGAAGCUGGGGACCUCGGCGCUGAAGCCCCACCACGACUCCGGUUUCCCGGAGACGAGCAACAGCGAGGAGAGUCAGGAGGGGCAGGCGGGCGGCGGCCAGGAGGCCGGCGGGCAGCAGCCUCACAACGACGGCCGAGUGUCGAACAGAAACAGUCGGGCAUCGUCGAGCAGCUGCGUGUGCAACAACAACGUGGAGUGUAGCUGCGGCGCCGGAGCGCCCAGCCACUACUCCACCUGCUCGAGUGGCGCGUCGACGCUCAUGGCGCCCCCUGGCAACACGAACAACAAUUCGACGAUGCGCUCGCACGACAACUCGACGAUGAGGUCGUGCGACUCCAACGUGAGGUCGAUGGCGUCCGUGCCGCUAUCCGUGAAGUCCCGAGCAGAGCUGCUAGACUCGCUGCAGCUGGACUCUGUCGGUAACAGAACUCACGACGACAACAGUGACGGCGAUUACUCGCUCGUGCAGCGCCCUCUGGAGAACGUGCCGGAGGGCGAGUGCUUGGGCUUUGCGAGCGAAUCGAACCGAGAGCCGAUGCGACCUCGGCGGAGGUCGCGGUCAAGGUCGCCCGGAGGUCGGAAGAGUCGGGGCUCGCGUGGCAGCACGCGCGCACGCAAUGCCGGCAAGCUUCCGGCGAACAGCUUCAAAUCUGGUCACCAUGACAUCCCGCGACGCAUGCCGGCCGAAGCGCCUGCAGCGUCACCUGGCGUCAAUUACAAACGGUUGCAUCCGGGACAGGAGUUAGUCGGGCUCGAUUUGGACAGUGCGAAUGACGUUAAUAAAUGUCCCGUAAACUAUGAGCCCCACGGCGAUGUUUUCGUGGGCACGGAUCCAUCUUUACCGGACUUUGCUGCUACGUCGGAUCCUCUGUAUGCAGAGUAUGGACCCUUUCAGCAGGCGACGUCCAGCAGUGAUGAACCGAUCAGUAACCGGUCUAGUCGAGUCUACAUAUAGUGAUGCAGAUUUAGUAGGCGCACUGACGACAUCUACUAACAUGCAACAGGCCAGUAGGAUCUGAACGCAAUGAACUCCAAGCGGCACAUCGUGUGGGCUGUCCUCUCUUGCCCUGCAUGGGCAUGCAGUAAACUUGUAGCGCUGUUUGGUGGCAAAGAAACGAGCGAGAGAAACAUUUCGUCAUUCUACGGUGUCUAGCAACAAUGCAUCGGUUACCCCAAUGGUUCCUUUUAGGAAACUACCGCGAAUUUCCGAUCUUGAAGUAUUACAAUAUUGAUCAACAGUUUGGAAUUAUUGCCUACUAUACGUUUAAACAGACCACACAGAACAGCGCCCGGCAUAUUAAAAGUCGGCAUAUUAUUCAUUUUCAGAUUGUACAGUAUGAUGAUGUUAUGUGAAAUAAGGAAGGUGGCAACACCUGUGGUAUAGGAAUCUAACGAGCCCCAUUUAGAGCGCUUCCACAACCUUCACGAGUUUCGCCCUGCAGCUAUAAUUGUUACCAGUAUGGCAGUAUCAGUUCAUUCGCUCGUAGUCUCUGCGACUAACAUUUCACUUACCACCCGCUUUAAAUUGAUGGGAACUGAUUAGCUGCUGCCACCUGUUGGAAAGAAGAUAUCACAUGUAUCUAGAGCUAGAUUGGACCCCGGCUGUGGUCACAAUAGCCUGUGUGCCACAUCAACCGCAUGACUCUUGAUGUAGCUAUGGGGAGUCGUGGUGUCUGUAAUCGAUAUCAGCUGCUGAUAACUAAAUGGUAAAUAUUGAAAUCUUCUGCUGACUGGAAGCCUGAUAUGGCUGCGAGACUAAAACAGUCUUGUGUGACAUGACCGUUCCUUAGAGCUAGCAGCUGCGUGAAACUAACCGCGUCAUCAGCUACAGUUUAAUAGUCAACUUUUCCGACUGCAUAUGAUUCGGAGUGUCAAAAUAUAGUGUCAUGACAUGAUCACUGUUUUACCGCCUGAGCACAUUCAAGAAGUACAUAAAAUAAAAAGAAUAUGCGACAA
Molecule: messenger RNA, 2426 nt
Organism: Priapulus caudatus
Lineage: Eukaryota; Metazoa; Priapulida; Priapulimorpha; Priapulimorphida; Priapulidae
Exons: 3
Coding region: 1-1425 (474 amino acids)
Source: RefSeq, a predicted model, not a curated record